This is a messenger RNA of Sipha flava (yellow sugarcane aphid), 613 nucleotides long. RefSeq names its product UDP-glucuronosyltransferase 1-5-like. The transcript is spliced from 2 exons. The annotation marks the transcript as partial. Gene Ontology annotation, molecular function: UDP-glycosyltransferase activity. Lineage: Eukaryota; Metazoa; Arthropoda; Insecta; Hemiptera; Aphididae. The record is from RefSeq and is a predicted model, not a curated record.
GUACAGCUCGUCAACGAAGAGAAGUAUAGGAACAACGCCAAAUUAGUUUCCGAACGAUUCAAGGACCGUCCCAUGUCACCCGCUGAAUCGGUCGUUUAUUGGACCGAGUACGUUGUACGCCACAGAGGGGCACCCCAUUUAAAAUCUCGUGCUAUCGAUUUGAUGUGGUACGAGUAUUUUCUGGUUGAUGUGAUAGCUGCAUUUUUAUUAAUGGUGUUCGUUAUUUUGUUUGUCAUAUAUUUUAGCCUGAAAAAGAUUUACUUGUGUGCUCUUAAAUAUUUUCAAAACGUGAAAAAAAAAUGUGAUUGAGAAUUAUUACAAUAUUUGUAAUGUAUUUUGAUAAAUUUUCAUCGUGAUUUUUAACCGUAUGAAGCUUAUAGUGUCAAAAUUAUGUCUAAUACGAACUGAGUAAUUUCUACGAAUCGUGUUAGAACCAAUCGGUAAAUCCACGAUUAUCAUUGACAGAUAUAUUGUCACAAUAUUAUUGUGAGAUUUGUUUUGAUUUAAGUAAAAUCAAAAGUUUUUCAAGACGAUUUUAAUUUAUUAAAACUAAACCAUGAUUAUAAAAUAAAUUUGCUUCAGCUGAAAUUAAAUGUCGAUUUACAUAAUAUCA